Tyto alba (common barn owl) is the source of this 3788-nucleotide messenger RNA. It is a transcript of the gene SIM1, whose product is annotated as SIM bHLH transcription factor 1. Gene Ontology annotation, biological process: regulation of transcription by RNA polymerase II. The transcript has 12 exons. Lineage: Eukaryota; Metazoa; Chordata; Aves; Strigiformes; Tytonidae. Bases 571 to 2871 code for a protein of 766 amino acids. Gene Ontology annotation, molecular function: protein dimerization activity; RNA polymerase II transcription regulatory region sequence-specific DNA binding; DNA-binding transcription factor activity, RNA polymerase II-specific. The record is from RefSeq and is a predicted model, not a curated record.
UAAUGAACCAAUUAAAGAGUUGGGCUCCUCACCCCGGGAGAGCUCUCUGCAGGCUGCCGGGCUCAGGGACUCAAGAGGCUCCCGGGAAGUCACCCAGCGCCCUGGGAGGCAGCCCACGGCCGCGAGUUUCGGGCCUCGGAUUGACAGCGGAUCACGGGAAGAAACGGGAUUAUUAUGAGCCUCUUCCGAGGACCUAUGCUGCCCGCCAUGAGUAGGAAAAAAGGCCAGAAAUACCUCAUUUGGUUGCUGCGUGGUGCCGCAAGCUUCUAGCUUUUUUAUUUUAUUUUUCCUGCAGUUGCUUGGAGUCUCUGAGCUGCAUUGGAUAAAUGCCUUUCCCAUCCGAUUGACUCUGCUUUUCAGAGAAUUUUUUUUUUUUUUUUAAAGAACAACUGUCUGGUCUUCAGUACUUGUUUGCAUUUUACGCAACUGAACGGUUUCUCAGAGUAAUGGCUGCGCUCAGAAUCACUGCCUGAUGCUUCGGAGAGAUGAAUUGCCGCUGAAAGUUUCCCUUCCAUCUUUGGAUGAAUCUCUGGAGUUUAAAUUGUAGGAAGGAAGGGGGAAAAAAACACGAUGAAAGAGAAGUCCAAAAAUGCUGCCCGGACUAGACGGGAGAAAGAAAACAGUGAAUUUUAUGAACUGGCGAAAUUACUACCCCUGCCCUCCGCUAUCACCUCUCAGCUGGACAAAGCAUCCAUAAUCAGACUCACCACCAGCUAUUUAAAAAUGAGGGUGGUUUUUCCAGAAGGACUUGGAGAAGCCUGGGGCCACUCUAGCCGAACCAGCCCGCUGGAUAAUGUUGGACGGGAACUGGGAUCCCAUCUUUUGCAGACCUUGGACGGUUUCAUAUUUGUCGUGGCUCCGGAUGGCAAGAUCAUGUACAUCUCGGAGACCGCCUCGGUGCACCUGGGCUUGUCGCAGGUAGAGCUGACCGGCAAUAGCAUUUACGAGUACAUCCACCCCGCCGACCACGAUGAGAUGACGGCGGUGCUCACGGCCCACCAGCCCUACCACUCGCACUUUGUGCAGGAGUACGAGAUCGAGAGGUCCUUUUUCCUGAGGAUGAAGUGCGUCCUGGCCAAGAGGAACGCGGGCCUGACCUGCGGGGGCUACAAGGUCAUUCACUGCAGCGGGUACCUGAAGAUCCGCCAGUACAGCCUGGACAUGUCCCCCUUCGACGGCUGCUACCAAAACGUUGGCUUGGUGGCCGUGGGCCACUCGCUGCCGCCCAGCGCCGUGACAGAGAUCAAGCUCCACAGCAAUAUGUUCAUGUUUCGGGCCAGCCUAGACAUGAAGCUCAUAUUCUUAGAUUCCAGGGUAGCUGAGCUAACAGGUUACGAGCCCCAGGACUUGAUAGAGAAGACACUUUACCAUCACGUCCACGGCUGUGACACCUUCCACCUGCGAUGUGCCCAUCACUUGUUGCUGGUGAAAGGGCAAGUGACCACCAAGUACUACCGCUUCCUGGCCAAGCACGGCGGCUGGGUGUGGGUGCAGAGCUACGCCACCAUCGUGCACAACAGCCGCUCCUCCCGCCCGCACUGCAUCGUCAGCGUUAACUACGUCCUCACGGAUACUGAAUAUAAAGGACUACAGCUCUCCCUGGAUCAGGUCAAUGCUACCAAGCCGGCAUUCUCAUACGCAAAUUCAACUCCGACCAUAACGGAUAAUAGGAAGGGAAGCAAAUCUCGCCUCUCAACCACAAAGUCAAAAUCAAGGACAUCACCAUAUCCACAGUAUUCUGGAUUUCACACCGAGAGAUCCGAGUCUGACCACGAGAGCCAGUGGGGCGGGAGCCCCCUGACCGAUACGGCUUCUCCCCAGCUACUGGAGCCCGCGGACAGACCGAGCUCCCAGCACCACGACGUCUCCUGUGCCUACAGACAGUACUCAGACCGCAGUGCUCUCUGCUACGGUUUUGCACUCGACCACUCCAGGCUGGCCGAUGACAGACAUUUCCACACUCAGGCCUGCGAAGGAGGCAGAUGUGAAGCUGGCCGGUAUUUCCUUGGCACGCCGCAGCCGGGAAGGGAGAGCUGGUGGGGUUCUCGUUCAGCAUUGCCUCUGACUAAGUCGUCCCCCGAGAGCAGAGAAGCGUAUGAAAACAAUAUGCCCCACAUAACGUCAGUGCACAGGAUUCAUGGGAGAGGACACUGGGAUGAGGACAGUGUCGUUAGCUCACCUGACCCUGGCUCUGCCAGUGAAUCAGGUGACCGAUACCGUACUGAGCAAUAUCAGAGCAGUCCACAUGAGCCCAGCAAAAUUGAAACUCUAAUAAGAGCCACCCAGCAAAUGAUUAAAGAGGAAGAAAACAGACUACAGCUGAGGAAAACAACCCCUGAUCCACUGGUCUCCAUUAAUGGCACGGGGAAGAAGCACGCUAUCUGUUUUGCGAACUACCCUCAGCAGCAGUUGGCAGGGGAUGUCUGCCGCGUCCCAACAGUUGCCAACACUCCUCCCUGUGAACACAUCCAGCAACGAGAUGGAAAGAUCAUGAGCCCACAUGAAAAUGACUAUGACAACAGCCCCACAACACUGUCUAGGAUAAGCAGCCCCAAUUCUGACCGAAUAUCUAAAUCUAGUUUGGUACUAGCUAAAGACUACCUGCAUUCAGACAUGUCCCCUCAUCAAACCCCAGGGGACCACCCAGCAGCCUCUCCAAAUUAUUACAGCUCCCACAGGCAGUACUUUGAUAAGCAUGCUUACACGUUAACUGGAUAUGCCCUGGAGCAUCUAUAUGACACUGAAACCAUUAGAAACUAUUCACUAGGCUGUAAUGGAUCACACUUUGAUGUCACUUCUCAGUUAAGGAUGCAGCAAGAUCCAGCACAAGGACACAAGGGAACAUCUGUUAUAAUAACCAAUGGAAGCUGACACUUUUUUCUAAAAACUUUUGUGCUUUAAAAAAUAACCUUUGAAAUCUAAUUGGAAGAUAUUAUAUGUUUUCAUGCCCGUGUCGUUACCAGCAUUUGAUAUACCACAGUGCACUAGAAAGAAUAACCUAAGGUUUGGGGGGAUUAGUUAAAACACAUUACUUAUAAAAAUUAAAAAUGCACUGGCAUGCAGGGUUAGAGUGAAUGGAGCUAAACUCAAAGCUCGUGCCAUGCAAGGUGAGACGUAUGGAAGAGGUCUAGGCAGGGAGUGCUUGGGGCAGGCUAGCGGAGCAAUUUAUGCACGUUGUGUAAGAGGUGGUUGUUUGGAAAUGCUGCCAAGGGCAGACCUUCUGAAUUGCAGGUGCCCCACAGGUCCCAGCCAGUGAAACUGCUAUGCACUCUUUUAACACAGAAAGUUGGAAUGUGUUCCUCUGAAAUACACAUCAAAAUGUGUACUUCUGGUGAUCUGCUUAUUCCCUAACAGCCAAGUGUGUUAUGCUGCUCCAUGGUAUAAAGCAUCCAUGGCUAACCAAUACAAAAUCAAAAAGGGGAGAAGGAAGAGAGAACUCCUCAAAUUGUUAUUUCCUUGUGUACUCACAUGCAUAGCUAUUUACAUACGCUUGAUUUGAAAGGAGUCAAAUGAGCAGUAUCCUUAUGAUUGGUACGAUCAAAUAUUUCUUCUACUGCAUUUAAAAGGAAGAGGGCCUUUCUCAGUGUAGUUUUGAGAAAUACAAUGGGUUUGGUUGUCUUCGUGUAGAGAUGGGAGAUUUUCCUCAUAUUUUUGAAAGGUUGCACAAGGUGAGUAGUGGAGUGAAAUGGAAGAAAAUUGUCAGGAGAAACAGGGACAAUAGGCUGGAAUUGGGAGUGGUCCAAGAUAAACACAGUUAAGCCUAUGGCUAUAUGCCAUUUAGUAAUAAU